Molecule: messenger RNA, 471 nt
Organism: Acanthocheilonema viteae
Lineage: Eukaryota; Metazoa; Nematoda; Chromadorea; Rhabditida; Onchocercidae
Source: the annotation of a GenBank genome assembly
AUGAAUAUUAACCGAACAACACAGGCACAGCGACAUUCUGUUCGUUUGCAUGCAGCGGAAUCAACACGCGUUUUAGAUGAGGUAACACGAAAACGACGUUUGCGAAAACAGCUUGAAGCCCUUGAACAGUGGCAUAAAAAUAUUCCCAAAUUCGAGGAUGAUCAAUUGGGACAAUCUUCGACUCGUAAAGGAGAGGUUGAGUCAGGAAAGAAAAAGAAAAAGUUCAAAAUGGAAUAUUUCAAGCAAAGAUUCCGGAAAAAUUUUUCGGCUUUAGUGGAGGAAGAAACGCUGUCGAAGUCCAUGGAAAUUUCCGGUUUUGAUGCAUACAAUGCUGCGCGGGCACCGCCAAGUUGUAUACCGCCACGGCAAUUUUGCGCAGCUUGCGGUUUCUUCUCUAAAUAUACCUGUAUAAGGUGUGGUGUACGAUAUUGUUCAAUAAAUUGCAGAGAUCUGCAUAAUGACACCAGGUAA